Lasiosphaeria miniovina is the source of this 1206-nucleotide messenger RNA. RefSeq lists its product as uncharacterized. NCBI's taxonomy places the organism in Eukaryota, Fungi, Ascomycota, Sordariomycetes, Sordariales, Lasiosphaeriaceae. Bases 1 to 1206 code for a protein of 401 amino acids. The transcript is spliced from 3 exons. The record is from RefSeq and is a predicted model, not a curated record.
AUGGCGACCUUGGCCCGUCAGCCGUUUGCUCCUCUUGACGGAGCUCGAUUGCAAACACUCACGAGCCUUAAGAACCGCCAGAAUGGUACCGCUCCCGUCAAAAGGAAAGCCUCUGAGGUGUUGGACGCAGAUGACUUUGAGAACGUCGACCCGAGCAACUUUUCAAAGCGGUCUAAGGGCGCUGGCGCCGCUAGCGCGUUCUCAAAGGACUUCUUCAAGCCGUCUUCGUUUGUUCUCACAAAAGCCACCUCGGCGCCAAGCCUACCUGUUGUAAAGGAUGUUCACUCUAGCGCCCCCAGCAAGAUCGCGCCAACCAGGCCGAGGAGCAUGCUCCAGCCCAAAUCUCCAGCUGCUCGGCUGAACACCAGCAUUACUACUUCGUCAUCUCUCACGGCUCCGGCCGGCCGUUCGCCGACUCGGGGCUCCAAGCGGAUUGGCAUCCUGUCUCGGCGCCGCACCCAGCGCGUGGACCCUCCGUCGUUUAGCCUUGGAGCGGUCCCGUUCUCGCUCGAUGCUGCCCUCAAGGGCACCAUCCCGAGCUACACGGGCAGCCACAGCAAAGCCAGCUCCGACUUGCUAGCUAAGCCAGAAAUGAAGUCUUCGUGGUUCUUCGAGAUCCACGAGGACACGCCUGAGCAGGAGAUGACCAACUUGCUCCAGCACAGCACAUGCACGCUUGACAUCAGCAGCGACGAGGAGUCGGAGAAGCGGGCGCGCCGCGACAAUGCCGAAGGCCGCGACAAGGAGAACAUCCCUCCCAGCGACGACGUGAGCCAGACAUCGGCGCGAGCCGCGCGAGCGACGGCUGCUGGGGCGGGCUUCGACGACAUGAUUGUCGAGAAACAGCGCGGGCCACUGGUCGAGAUGAACGCUGCCGACUACUAUGCUGAUGGGUGCGACUACACGAGCGUUAUCCUUGUCCCCGGCGACGACGAAGAAGCCGAGACCCGGCUCAAGUACUUGCUCGCCGAUGAUACGUUUGAGUUUGCGCCCAAAGUCCAGCUCGCCGACCUGGAGGCCGUCAGCGUCGAUGUCAUUAUGGGUAAGGACGAUCCGGCGGCCAAGGCCGCUGUUCUGCAGCCAAUUGAUGGCACCGGUGAGAGUUUUGAGCUCUGGGAGAGCGGCAGCGCUAAGGAUGAGGUGUCGCCGCCACCGUCGCCGGCUCCAAUGGCGGCGGAAGAUGUGCCUGAGGCGUUUUCUUGUUGA